This is a messenger RNA of Coccomyxa subellipsoidea C-169, 730 nucleotides long. RefSeq lists its product as hypothetical. Lineage: Eukaryota; Viridiplantae; Chlorophyta; Trebouxiophyceae; Coccomyxaceae. Bases 1 to 315 code for a protein of 104 amino acids. The record is from RefSeq and is a predicted model, not a curated record. The transcript is spliced from 2 exons.
AUGACCACGACAGCUGGUGUUGGGUCACAGCCAGCUGCCUCUGGGGUCAGGCCGGGUCUGGACCUGGAAGGAGAAUCCAUGUGCGCCCUGAGGAGAGAAAUCUCGCGGCUUGAUCCGGAGACGUGCGCUGCAUUCAAGGAGAGCCUGUAUCGCAUAUCCAGGAACACCAAUGUGCGGGUGACUGGUGUGGGCUGUCCUGUGCGACCAGCGUCCGCGGACUACGUUGUUGCCAACCUGAUGUACAACAGGAUUGCACUGGGCGAGCACUACGCUGCUGAGUUUGGACAUGCUCUACCGUCUGAACUGAUGCACUGAACCAUUCGGGACAAUGUACUCAUGCCAAUGGGACAUCCAGGUCUGACUAUGCAUGUACCAUACAUAAAGUCCUUCAGUGCGCUGGGUCAUCAUAAGUAGGCGGAUAGCACUGUGCAGCACAAUGCUGUUGACAGUGGAACAAAUAGACCUUGAGACAGCAAUCUCAACUUCAGCCACUUCAUGUACAGUUGUUUGCAUUCAGUCUGAAUCCAGGAUCGUCAAUGUCACAGGGUGGGCUGAAUGCAAUAUGAGAGAGAAGUUGCAACGAUGCAGCCUUCCAUGACCCUUCCUUUUCGGAUGCUGUGGUGCUUACAAAUAUUAUCGUCCUUGACAAUUGUUGACAAUUGUUUGCAAAUGGCGUACAGAUGCUGUCAAUACACUAUCUUUACGCCUGUAAAUUAUAACUAGGAUGUUA